AUGUCUGCAACGCACGAGUAUUCGUUGCAUUACUUGAUUAAUGAGCUAAUGAAAACAUUAAAUAACUCUAUUGGUCCUGAGUUGAUUGUUGAACUAUUAGCAAAGCAUAAAGGACGGAAUAUUUAUCCAUCGUCUGAAAUCGAAGAUGCAAAACGAAAACUGUUGAACAAUAGUUCUACACCAAAAGAAUUCAAUGAACUCUAUGAUGACUUAAAAGCACGCCACGUUCAAGAUUUGGACAAUACAUUGAUUAUUUUAUCUCAAAUAGCAGAUAAUCAAGAGGUGCAAGAAUUAAUAAAACCAAAUAGUGGCUCAACUUUCCCCACGAGUCGUUCAAUGUCAAUCCUUACUCCGCAACGAUUUCAUAAUGAUACUCCAGGACAACAUACUUUCGUUCCUUCAAUGAAUACGACACGUCGAACGGAUACAAUAUUAUCUAGUCCAAGUUCAACAUUCAAACAUUCUCCUGGUGUACUUGCUGAAUUGAAAGAAAAUUUACUGCGUCCGUCGUCAACUCAACCAUCUCUUAGCAUACCAUCAGAAAUUUAUCAGAAAUUUCAUAAAGAAAAUAUCGACACACGAAGACGAGGUGAUUACCCUCAACGACCACCUUGGUUUACUGAACGACUUGGUUUAGUUUGGGAUUUUUAUCCAACACCUCAAAAAUUUGAACCGGACGUUGCUCUUGGUCGUUCAACUAUAGUCGAACAAGAAAAGAUUAUUGUCGAAGAUUUAUUAUUGUGUAUGUUGGGCAUUGAAGGAAAAUUUAUCAAAACUCCAUCAUUAUCAUUGACUGAUAAACAAGCAGAAAGAUCAUUUCAUAUUGAUCGUUCAUUAGAUCCAACUUUACGGGAUUUGGCAAGACGAAUGUUACCGUUAUGUUCCAGUCAUUCAUUGAUUGUUCGAUUUAUCGAAGAGCGUAUUCAGUUCAAAUAUGGCUUAGUUAAUCAUGCAUUAGCAGGUGCACUUAGAGGAGUUUUAGAACGAUUUUACGUAUUUGUUGGUCAAUUAGAAACGCAACAGAAUUUAGGAAAUUUGACACUGCAAACAUUAUGGUUUCAUACUGAGCCCGUCAUGCACAUUAUGGAAGUUGUCGCAAUAAUUGUUCGAACAAUCAAUAAGGGUAACAAUAUCGGUCGUUCUGUACUUGAUUUAUUACAUGAACAAACACAAAAUUCAUCGGGUUAUAAACAGACCUACGAUACUUGUUAUUAUUUAGCUAAAUCGGCAUUCAAACCUUAUUUGACUAUGUUAGAAACAUGGAUUUAUAAAGGUAUCAUCCAUGAUCCGUAUAAUGAAUUUAUGGUUACAGAAAAUAAAGAUGUACAAAAAGAAAAUUUAGAAAAUGAUUUUAACGAUAAAUAUUGGGGUAAACGUUAUGUUUUAAAUCGUAAUAAUACGCCACGAUUAUUAGAAUCGAUGAGUGAAAUGAUAUUGAAUACUGGAAAAUAUUUGAAUGCCAUACGUGAAAGUGGUAUUGAUGAUAAAACAAAAACAAUGGAAGAACUGAAGUAUACAACAAAAGAAAAAGAUUUAGAAGAACCAUUGGAAAAAGCAUAUCAAUAUGCAUCCCAAAUAUUGUUAAAUUUGGUAUUAAAUGAAUAUCAUCUAUUAGAACGAUUUAAAACAUUAAAACAUUAUUUUCUUAUUGAUCAAGGAGAUUAUAUUGUUCAAUUUAUGGAUAUUGCUGAAGAUGAAUUGAAUAAAUCAGCAUCAAUUAUAAAUGCUGAAAAGAUUGAUGCCCUACUAGUUGUUGCAUUAGGCACAUCAAUUGAUCCAUAUAAAGAUGAUUUAAGAAUUAAACUAUUUAAUUAUGAUUUAAUAUCAAUGUUAGAAAAAGUUAUUACAAUUGAUCGUGUUAGUGGCGGUGGUGGCAAUAGUUCUCUAUCUUCGUCUUCAUCGUCUGUAUCUUUAUAUGCUCAAGGAGAUUUCGCAUCAACACCAAAAACAUCGGAUCCAAUUGAAAUUAAAUUAAGUGGUUUAGAAUCGUUUAGUUUAGAUUAUGAUGUCAAAUGGCCAAUAUCGUUGAUUAUUAAUCGAUUUGUUCUUGUACGUUAUCAAAUGUUAUUUCGUUAUCUAUUCUAUGUUAAACAUAUUGAACGUUUAUUAUGUAAUGUAUGGAGAUUUCAUAAAAAUGGUAGAAAAUUAACAACAAGACAGCAACAAAAAACAACAUCAUCAACAACAGCGAGAAAAACAAAUGUUGGAGAUGCAGCUGCUUAUCUUCGACAUAAGAUGCUCCAUUUUGUACAAAAUUUAUUAUACUAUAUGAGUUUUGAAGUGAUUGAACCACAUUGGCAUACAUUUCAAACAAAUUUGAAAAAGGUGACAAAUAUCGAUGAAUUACUCAAAUAUCAUUUUUUAUUUUUGGAUAAUUGUUUACGCGAUUGUAUGUUAACAAAUGGCCAUUUACUUCGUCUCAUACAUAAACUGAUGGCUAUUUGCGUUUUAUUCGCUAAUACAAUGAUGAAAGUCGAUGAACCUAUUCCUUUCUCGUCAACAACAACGACCAAAACUAAUUUACCAACAUCCGAAGAAUCUCUGUUUGCAAUGAUCUAUAAUUUUAAUUCAAAUUUUACGAAUCAGUUAACCGCUUUAUUAGAUGCUAUAUCAAGAGAAGAUGGCGGUGUUCAUGGACAAGAACAUCGACUAACAAAUAUUAUACACAGAAUUAAUUUCAAUAAUCAAUAUCAUUUUCAUGGUGGAAUGUAA
This is a messenger RNA of Didymodactylos carnosus, 2712 nucleotides long. The record is from the annotation of a GenBank genome assembly. Lineage: Eukaryota; Metazoa; Rotifera; Eurotatoria; Philodinida; Philodinidae.